This is a messenger RNA of Microbotryum saponariae, 2391 nucleotides long. The record is from the annotation of a GenBank genome assembly. Lineage: Eukaryota; Fungi; Basidiomycota; Microbotryomycetes; Microbotryales; Microbotryaceae.
AUGACCGCUUCAGCCGGUCGUCGUGGGUCCGUGCCGAUCCAAGCUGCAGCUCAAUCAGCUACGUUGGCCGAUUUGACCGCCACAUGUCGAAGAACAACGGGGAGAAGACCGCCACCACUCGUAAGUUACCUUUGUUGAGCUCAGAGAGUUGUAGCGAUCUCUAGACCAAGCGUGGAAGACGUAUCCUCUUCCCUCUCCCCUCAGGUCGGCUGCUCCAUCACCCUGAUCGAUGACCACGCCUACGUCUUUGGAGGCCGCUUGGUCCCUAAUCGAACCAUGGUCGAUACGCUCUAUUCCCUCUCCCUACGAACCCUCGAAUGGCAACUCCUCUGGCCUCCAUCCCGAUCAACCGAAAACGGUAUCGAUUCCACCGCCGAAAAACCCGAUCCGAAUUCACCCACCACACUCAAAGCUUUCGCCGAUGUUUCGAGUCGAGGACCUGCACCCAGGUACUUCCAUUCCGCCGAAGCGUGGGGCAAGAAAAUUGUUGUUGCGUUCGGUGAAGGGUAUUCGCCCGUACCUGCCGAUUCGGAAGCGGGCUCGAAAGACACUGGAGGAUCAGGAGCCGAUGGGGAUUCGAACGAUGGCUUCGGCGAGCUCUUCACUUUGGGCGAUGUAUGCAUUUGGGACAUCGAAAAGAAGGUGUGGGAGAUGCCAGAGAUCAAAUGUGCACCAGGGGUAGAGGGUCCAGAAGCGAGGUAUGCUCAUCUGGCUUGUAUCACCAGUGUUGGAGGGGGAUCGAAGGAGACGGGAGGGGAUAAGCAGGUGAUGGUCAUCAUGGGUGGGCAGGAUGUCAAGAAUACCUGUGAGUCUGAGCGUUGAACUUGUCAGCAAGUCCUUGAAGACUGACCAGCUCUCCGAGCUCACAGAUCUUCACUCGAUGAGCGUGCUCGAUUUGGGCUCGCUCACCUGGGUCCGGUCCAGUACGUGGGAUCGACAUAUCGGAACGUAUCGGGCCGUCGUGACAAGUGCUACGAAAGAGAUUCAUCCUGCGACUUCGUUCUCCACUUCGAUCAAUGGUGCACCAGCGGUCCUGAACGAGGACGAGAAGCACGCUUCACAAAAGACCGUGACGGGCACUGAGGCAUCGGACGAGCUGGCACUAGGUGGCGAAUCGAUGCGUCAAUUGAGCUACUCGACAAGUCUCGACUCUUCCAAGCCCCAACCCCUGCUCCUGUUCUCGAAUUUCAACUUUGCCCAAGUGCGAAGGAAUUUAGAUCUACUCGUCGCGCCGACCGAAGCCGACGAGUCGCUUUCGGCGACCUCGCUCUCGAGCUUGAUGGGCGGCACGUCCUUACCUCCGGGUCUACGUUUCCCUACUGGCAAGAUCGUCGGUCACCACCUCCUCAUCUUUGGCACGUUUCUCUCCCAAACUGUCAACAACUUCUCCAUCUGGUCUUUGGACCUCGGUCCCGGUGGAGCGAGUGGACUCGCAGCUCGUGCGGCUGCGCAAGAACCCUUGACUUGGUCUCGCAUCGAACCAGGGAGUGUCUUGAGCACAGGGAGUUGGAACCGCGCACUGGUGUGGGGCAACAGCGUCGUCGUGAUUGGGGAUCGGGAACGCGACAUCGCGAUCGAUUACGACCAUCGUCAAACGAACUUCGCGCACCUCGCGUUUGUCGACCUCGAGGCUUUUGGCGUGUAUCAGCCACCCCCGAGGGUGUUACCCCCUCUAGCUCAAGCACUGGGUUUGAUGACGCUUUCGCAACCCCAUCUCUCAGACUUUGAACUACGUUGCAGUGACGGCGUUCGGCUGUGUUGUUCGCGCACGCUUCUCGUCGAUCGAUGGCCUUGGUUCAAAUCCCAACUCGACGACUUCAAGCUCCGCGCCAAGGGGAUGAUGGCAGCUCAACAACGUCGAGUCGAUGCGGCCCGUACUCUCAAUAGCAGUAGUAGUAACGGCGAUUAUUCGGACGAUCCCACGAAUCACAAUCUCGUCGGCGGUGGGGAGGACGAUACUUUACUCGUUCGCGCUUCCGAAAUUGCGUUAUCAUCAACGACGGAAUUGAGGUUAUCGCCUCGGACGUUGGAUCUGCCAGAACCUUCGAUCGUCGUCCAAGCCUACCUCCAAUACCUCUACACCCUGAACCUGUCCACACCCCUCCAACUCGAUCCGCCCGUCCUCUCCGCCCUCCUCAUCUUUGCGAAAACGUACGAUGAUAAGGCGCUCAGGGCUUUGGUGACGCAUGCGUUGCAUGAGGUUUUGGAUCGGCACAAGGAAGGAGGCACGAGUGGGAUGGCGGCGUUGGUGUAUGAUGCGGCAACUUUGGGGGGUUGCAUGGCGUUGCAGAUUAGGGCGUUGAGGAUCUUGAUGGUCAGUCUUUCGGGGGAGCAGUCGGCAUCGUGAAUCAACAGGGCGUUCCCUCUAUCGUCGCAUUGGACCAAAUCUGA